AUGGUUUCAGAGGUACCUACCCCUAUCGUACCCAUCAUACCCACUCCUACGGUAUUUACAGUGCCACCAGCGGUGCCCCCUGCGGCGUACCAGGCACCGCCGCCACCGGUGCCUACUGCACACCCGGCACCUGCAACAGCAGCAUCAGUUGCUCCACCUCCGGUACGACCACCCACUGUACCUCCAGCCGAGCCCACCUAUGCUGACCCUGCAGUGCCACCAGUGGCACCUGCCCCAGCCUAUGCAGCAGUACCGAGGAUACGUCCCCCGACCUAUCCAGCGGCACCACUUGUAGUACCAGCUCCAGUGGUUCCGCCAGUUCCCGCAGUAGUUCUUACUCACCUGAUUGAUAUAGUUACGGCACGAGCUCGGAUCCCAGCUUUGGCAGAGUCGAUGAAAAGUUGA
This is a messenger RNA of Zingiber officinale, 405 nucleotides long. RefSeq names its product lysine-rich arabinogalactan protein 19-like. The coding region runs from base 1 to 405 and encodes 134 amino acids. The transcript has a single exon. The record is from RefSeq and is a predicted model, not a curated record. Lineage: Eukaryota; Viridiplantae; Streptophyta; Magnoliopsida; Zingiberales; Zingiberaceae.